AUGAAGCAUGUAAAGAAGGAGGAGUCCCCCCCGAAGGGCAGGGAGGACGUCGAGCCAGAGUACCACUACGAUUUUGUCAGAAUGCACAGCUCGGACAUUAAAAAAGAUCUCCUGGAUUGGUAUCACAAAUAUAGGAGAAAACUACCCUGGCGGAAUGACGAACCACCUUACACGACUACCGUAGAUGUGUACGAAGGAUCCCCCCAACGUGAUAUAAGGAGUUACUUCUGCAAAAAGGGAGAUGAACAAAUUAGCAGAAAUAGUGCGAAUAGGGAACAUGGAACGAGAGUUAUUACAAAGGGGAGGCAAAAGGAACAGGAGGAGUUACCCCUUCGGGAGAUAAAACUAGUUAAGAAUGAAUGUGUAGUGAAGAGCUCGCCUGUACAGAAGGACUCACCUGCACAGAAAAACCCAUCUGAGGAGUGCGAAGGUCAGCCUAGCAAUGAGUUGGAGGCUACCGAUGGAGACUGUUUGACGACCCCGAUUAGAAACACCCAGGCAGAAGUAAAAAAAGAGGAUGAUUCAUUGCCUCCAAAUGAGAAACAACAGUUAAGUCUUCGGGGCUACCAAAUAUGCGUAAGCGAAGUAAUGCUUCAACAAACGAGGGUCAGUACAGUCCUAGAUUUCUACCUCAAGUGGAUGAACAGAUGGGGCACCAUUUUCGAGCUAAACGAAUGUGACAUACUGGACGUCUUCAAAGAGUGGAAGGGACUGGGGUACUACCACAGAGUGAAGAACCUAGUAGCGUGUUGCAAACAGGUGGUUGAGAAAUACGAUGGGGUGUUUCCAAACGAUUUAAAGUUACUGAAGCAGCUGCCAGGAAUAGGGGAUUACACGUCCAAGGCGAUCUGCAUACAUUUGUACAACAUCAAAGAUAUAUGCCUCGACACAAAUGUGAUUAGGAUUCUUUCUAGAAUUACGGACACGAUUAAUUAUACCUACUCCUCCAUUUUAGCGAAGCACUGUGAACGGGUGAGCCAGAUUUUGUGCGAAGAGGACUCCAAUUAUUCUGAGUUCAGCCAGGCUUUAAUGGACUUGGGGUCCAGCAUUUGUAAUAACUCCCCACAGUGUAGUCAGUGCCCCUUGAACAAACAUUGCCUCAUCUAUUUGAAGAAGAAAAAUAAGUGUAAUAGUAAUAAAAGGGACAGCUCAUUUUAUAUGGACCACCCCGAUGGGUGCAAGCUGUGCCUCGAAGACAGGAACGUCGAAAUUAAGUAUGUUCCCUUGACGAGGAAGAAGAAGAAACCGGAAAAAGUAUGCCUCGCUCUGAUCGUAAAGAGGAGUUGCUCUCCAAGGCGGGAAAGAACAAGUAUAACAAGCAAGGUGGAAAAAAGCAGCCCGGUAAAAAAAAAAAUUACCUUAAAGGUUCAGAAAGGAGGAGGAAACAUAGAGGCUGACUACUACUUGAUGAUAAAGAACACAAAAUCGAAUUUGUUUUCAAUGCAUUAUUUGUUUCCCCAUUUGGUCCUGGACAAGUUUGAUAAAAAACUUGUGCCCACGGAAAAUGUUACAGAUAGGAAAGAAGAGAUCUGGAUAAAGUUUAAAGACCUGGAGAGCUUCACGCACAACAGCCUUUGUCAAAACAUAAUAGACCACUACAAAAGAAGCGUGUUUGCGUCUAGGACUUCUCUCUUAGAAUUUUCCUCGUAG
Molecule: messenger RNA, 1650 nt
Organism: Plasmodium inui San Antonio 1
Lineage: Eukaryota; Apicomplexa; Aconoidasida; Haemosporida; Plasmodiidae
Product: A/G-specific adenine glycosylase
Exons: 3
Coding region: 1-1650 (549 amino acids)
Biological process (GO): base-excision repair; mismatch repair
Cellular component (GO): nucleus
Molecular function (GO): purine-specific mismatch base pair DNA N-glycosylase activity; adenine/guanine mispair binding; 8-oxo-7,8-dihydroguanine DNA N-glycosylase activity
Source: RefSeq, a predicted model, not a curated record